Messenger RNA from Labrus mixtus (cuckoo wrasse), 2609 nucleotides. RefSeq names its product tetraspanin 33a (gene tspan33a). Lineage: Eukaryota; Metazoa; Chordata; Actinopteri; Labriformes; Labridae. The record is from RefSeq and is a predicted model, not a curated record. The transcript is spliced from 8 exons. Bases 1096 to 1848 code for a protein of 250 amino acids. Gene Ontology annotation, cellular component: membrane.
GUUAAAUAAAACAAUACGUCAUAGAUAAAGUCAAUUUAAGGCUGUUUCUGAAAUCAUUUUCAUUUAUCAGUUUUUAGUGUGUCCUUUCUAUUUCACCUCAAAGAUGAGAUGUAGAGUUUGUCUGCUGAAGGUUUGGGCACCCUCUGCCUUGUUUGAGUUAGUUGAUCAUUAACUUCAGUGUUUUACAAAAAGUGUCCAGGAAAAGGGUGAAGGAAAGAUAACAACAUACACACAAACUCACACAGCAGCUGUUUACUGCUCAGCCAUUGGACACGUUCUCUUUUUACUUUGCAAACCAGGAAUGGUUGAUCAGAUUUUACCUCAAAUAAUUUAGAGCUCAGAACCAACAAUCCUCUACCAGUCAACAAGACUAAUGUGAUUUCAUGACAAACGCAUUAACAAAGAAGUAGUGUGGUUUAGUUAGCAAUACCAUUUUGCAGGCAGACUUCUUUCCCACAAUAAUAAGUUAAUAAUUCAACGACUUUGGACCGUAAAGAAUGCAGUUGAAACCUUUCAGCAAAGCUCAGCAGUGUAUCAAACCAAAGUUCAUGUCAGUGGGUUGGAGUGUCAGGGGCUUGUAACAUAAGCAGAUUUCUCACUUACGACAUUUUAAAGCAGAUCUGUUGCUGCAGAUUAGACUUGAUGGGAUUUGGUCGAGUGUAAGGAGACUUUGUUGUUCCUGGCCAAGAAACUAUAUCAGAAACAGGGAACUUUAUACAAACCUGAAUGAGAGUGUUGGCAGUGUUCGAGCUGUGAACAUUACUUCUUGCCGUGUAGUAACAGGAUCAGGCCGUGCAAAAACUUGAAGCUCUUCAUUGUGGAAUGUGCUGUUGUCAUUUCUGUUGCCUCUGGCUACAUUAGGCCAGUAGAAGACACACUAAAGAUUACAGCAAAAUGCAUGGUUCCUUUCUAGUCUAGGACGUCUGUAAUCUUAGGAAAUUGCAUACAAUAUUGGGGGGGGGGCAAUUGUUUGCUUCAGGUGUCAUGCCUGGUGUAUUCACUGUGAAACUAAACCUUUAACAAAAGAGGGCAAACAAAUCCAGCUUUGCUCUCCCACCCUGAGAAGGUGCAUGAAAUGGAUCCAUUUCAUUCAGGAUGAUAAUCGCCCUGGUGAUGGUUUCGAUUGGUGUGUACGCCCGCAUGAUGAAACAUGCAGAGGCGGCUCUGGCAUGUCUCUCCGUGGACCCCGCCAUGAUGCUGAUGGUGAUCGGGGUCCUCAUGUUUUUCCUCACCUUCUGUGGCUGUGUGGGCUCCCUGCGAGAAAACAUCUGCCUCCUUCAAACAUUCUGUAUCUGUCUGACUGUGCUCUUCAUGCUCCAGCUGACUGCUGGGGUCCUGGGCUUCAUCUUCUCUGAUAAGGCUCGGGAUAGAGUGACUGUGAUUAUCAAUAAGGCCAUCGUCCACUACAGAGAUGACCUUGAUUUACAAAACCUCAUUGACUUUGGCCAGAAAGAGUUUGACUGCUGUGGAGCUGUGACAUACACUGACUGGUCUCAGAACAUGUACUUCAACUGCAAGGCAGAUAACCCGAGCAGAGAGCGCUGCUCCGUCCCCUUCUCCUGCUGUAUCAUAUCCAAAGACAAGGUGGUUGUAAACACCAUGUGUGGACAGGGCGUGCAGGAUUUGGAGUACAUUCAAGCUGGAGAUCACAUCCACACCAACGGCUGCAUAGACAAACUGGUGAACUGGAUCCACAGUAACCUGUUCAUACUGGGAGGCGUAGCACUGGGACUUGCAAUACCACAGCUGGUCGGCAUCCUCUUGUCCCAGAUAUUGAUCAACCAGAUCAAAGACCAGAUCGAGCAACAGAACUACGACAUCCAACACCGUUUAGACCCGUGGAGCUGAUCCAGACCACAUCAGACCUGAUCAUCAGUUUUGAAAGGAGAACCUUAGUUCUCUGACAGAACAUCUGUCUCCUUUGCCUGGAGUGAACAUUCAGAGUCGUUGCCUUGGACCUUAAGACACAAGACUUGUGUUCAGUGUGGAUGAUCCUUUUAUGUGUCUUUAAAUAAUUUGCAUGGAGGUGGACGUCAAGUCACAUAAAGGAAACCGAUGGUGAAAUAGGACACUGUCGCCACCUAGGGGACAUAGACGGUACUCGAAUUGACUAAAAAACGUUUUUUUUUUUUUUGUGGUUUCCUGUUACUGAUAGUUUUUUUUUUCUGCAAUUGAUUUUCCAUGAAUGUGAAAGACACGAAAUUGAAGCAGAAUUGAAUGGCUCAAUGCAUUUUGAUAUCAGCUGAAUCAAAGAAGCUUCAAAUGUUACUGAAAAAAAGGAUUUCUAUUCAUGAACACGAUGAUUUUUUUAGGAUUGAAGAAUGUCCAGAAUUGUUUCUUAUGGCUGCCAGAAUCAGUGAAAAUACAUCCAAUAUUUUGUUCUGAGUCAUUUUUAUUGUGUUAUUAGCAAUGGAAAAAAAAAAUUCAUGCACGUUUUCUUUUUCAUUCGUUUUUUAAAAGUUGUUUUAAAAGGACAGGUCAUCCUCCUUGAUGCAUUGUUGAACAUAAGCAUGAGAUAUGCACAUAUGUCAGUGUGUAUUUACUGUAUGAUUCUAUGUUUCCCCAAGUUGAUCUUAAUGCCAAAAGUAAAAUAAACAGUUUUUACAACA